This is a messenger RNA of Neodiprion fabricii, 1110 nucleotides long. It is a transcript of the gene Tssk, whose product is annotated as testis-specific serine/threonine-protein kinase 2-like. The coding region runs from base 1 to 1110 and encodes 369 amino acids. Gene Ontology annotation, molecular function: ATP binding; protein serine/threonine kinase activity. The record is from RefSeq and is a predicted model, not a curated record. The transcript is spliced from 3 exons. Gene Ontology annotation, biological process: protein phosphorylation; intracellular signal transduction; cellular response to glucose starvation. Lineage: Eukaryota; Metazoa; Arthropoda; Insecta; Hymenoptera; Diprionidae.
AUGGCCACGCGACUCAGCCCCCGAAAUUCGGAGGUGAACGCGCUUGAACAGCGAGGCUAUCUAAUCGGGAAAAAAAUUGGACAAGGAUCGUACGCCACGGUCCAUUUGGCCGACUAUGUGGACGGAACGAGUCCAAAGAAGAUGCGGCUGGCGUGCAAGAUAUUCGAUAAGGAGAAAGCCCCCCGUGAUUUCCUGGACAAGUUCUUCCCGCGAGAGUUGGAGAUCCUGACGAAGAUCGAGAACCCGCACAUAAUCCAGGUGCACAGCAUCCUGCAGCGCGGUCCUCGCGUCUUCAUCUUCAUGAGGUACGCGGACAACGGCGAUCUCCUGGACUUCGUGAAGAGGAACGGCGUGGUCCCGGAGCAGCAGUCGAAGUUGUGGUUCCGGCAGAUGGCAUCCGGGCUUCACUACCUCCACGGGAAGAACAUCGCGCAUCGGGACCUCAAGUGCGAGAAUAUCCUCCUAUCCCGUCGGUUUAACGUCAAGCUCGCGGAUUUCGGGUUCGCCAGGUUCUGCGCCGACAACGAUGGCCGUCGGGUGCUGAGCCAGACGUAUUGCGGAUCGGCGGCGUACGCGGCGCCGGAAGUCGUCUCGGGGACGCCGUACAACCCGAAACUGGCCGACGUCUGGUCCCUCGGGAUAAUCCUCUUCAUAAUGCUGAACGCCUCGAUGCCGUUCGACGAUUCGAACCUCCGGAAGCUCCUCAAGGACCAGAUGUCCAGGAACUGGGUCUUCCGCUCACGCGUUCGCGACACCGUCUCCGCCCUCGCCAAGAGCAUCGUCCGUCACAUCCUCGAGCCCGACAUCACCCUCAGACUCACCCUCGACCGGGUCCUCGGUCACGAAUGGGUUCGCACGAGGAAAGAAAAGCCCGGAUCUCUCGGCAGCAGGCUAGUUCAUUCUGCGCCCCCGAUCCACCCCCAGGUCAGCGGGGGAGGCGUGAACAUGGGUGGUUCGGGAUUAGCACCGACCGGAAGUCCUCCAGCGGCGGCUAGAACGGGGAUAACAGUGUUCAAGAACCAAGAAAACGCCGUCCAAAAUACCGGUGCUAAGUCUAUGGAUGCAACGACUAAAGAUUCAGCUGGACAGCCGCCGAUUGUCGUUGAAUAA